Messenger RNA from Malus domestica (apple), 804 nucleotides. Its product is annotated as phenolic glucoside malonyltransferase 1-like. NCBI's taxonomy places the organism in Eukaryota, Viridiplantae, Streptophyta, Magnoliopsida, Rosales, Rosaceae. The record is from RefSeq and is a predicted model, not a curated record.
AUGGCAGAUCUAAACUCGGUGAAAGUGGUUGAGGUUUGCCAAGUAGCACCGCAACCAAGCACGCCGGACUCAUCAGCCAUCCCUGAGUCCCUUCCUCUAACCUUGUUCGACUUGCUCUGGCUAAGAUUUGCACCCGUCCAACGCCUUUUCUUCUAUGAAAUCAAUAACCCUAACUCCUCCGACACCAACUGCACCCAUUCAACGCUCAUUCCGAAACUCAAAACCUCACUCUCUCUCACCCUCCAACAAUUUCUGCCUCUAGCCGGAAACGUCAUAUGGCCCAAAGAGUCCCCUAAACCUGUUCUCCGUUACGUCCGAGGAGACGGGGUUUUGCUCACCAUAGCCGAGUCCGAUUGUGAUUUCCACCAUAUAGUUUCAACCAACAGCUUCAACAUUGAAGCCAAAGAAUACCAUCCUCUCAUACCCCAGAUGCCCAUGUCUCACGAAAAAGCCGCGGCCAUUGCAUUGCAGAUCACCAUAUUUCCUAACCGUGGCUUCUGUAUUGGAACAUCCAUGCACCAUGCAAUCCUAGACGGCAAGACCUCAACCAUGUUUGUGAAAACAUGGGCUCACAUUUGCAAACACGAAGAUUCCAAUUUGUUGCCGGAACAGCUCAAACCUUUUUUAGACAGAAGCGUCAUCAAAGACCCCGCCGGCCUAGAAGAGAUCUACGCGAACCAAUUUCGAAACAUGGACCGGCCCGACAACAGAAGCUUGAUGUCUUCCAAGUUUAAAGUUUUAGUACCGAGUUCAAUUCGUGGCACGUUUGUGUUCACACGGGCAAAUAUAGAAGCACUGAGGUAG